AUGGCGUCCGCGUCGCCGGCGUCGUCCGCGGCGACGACGGUCCGCGCGACGGCGCGAUGGCGACCGACGAGACGCUCACUUUCUCUGUCAUCGACCCCUCGCGCGGCCCUCCGCGCGAGAGGUCGCGGUCGACGCGGCGGCGGCAUCGACGACGACCCCGCGAUUCGCCAUCGUCAUCGAGGGAAAAAAGGGGUGGGCGCCGCGACGGAAAACGGAGGAGAGCACGCCGGCGGCGCGAACGACGACGACGACGCGUCGCCGCUCCCGCCGCCCAACAACCUCAUCCUCAUCGGCGGCCGGGGCUGCGGCAAGAGCGCGCUGUGCCGCCGCCUCGUCGCGCUCGAGCCGCGCUUCGAGCUCUUCGUCCUGGACGACAUCGUCGUCGAGGACGCGGGGAAGUCGAUACCGAAGAUCGUCGAGGAGGACGGAUGGCGCGCGUUUCGAGACCUCGAGUUCGACGCGUGUCGAAAGACCGCGAUCGCGGCGGGGCGCGGGUGGUGCCUCAUCGACGCCGGCGGCGGCGUCGUCGUGGACUUGGACGAGCACGGGAACGAGGUGUACAGCGAGCGGAAGGUCGACGCGCUGAAACGUAACGGUCAAGGAAAGAUCGUUUACCUCAAGCGCGCGGUGUCGUACCUCACGCGCCGCAUCACCGGGGACAAGAACCGCCCGAGCCUGUCCGAGAAGUGGACCUUCGGCGAGAUCAUGAGACGCCGAGCCCCGAUGUACGAGAGAGCCGCGGACUACGUAUGCGACGGGAGCGGCGGCGCGCUGGAGAAGGACGUCAAAACGAAGAACGAGAUUAAACGGGAGGUGAUCGAGUGGUUCUACGACGUCAGCGGGAGUGGGGUCUUAAGAGCAGAGGGCGAGAGCGGCGGGGAGGAGUUAUUCGGAGGGGGGUGA
Messenger RNA from Micromonas pusilla CCMP1545, 903 nucleotides. RefSeq lists its product as uncharacterized. Lineage: Eukaryota; Viridiplantae; Chlorophyta; Mamiellophyceae; Mamiellales; Mamiellaceae. The record is from RefSeq and is a predicted model, not a curated record. Bases 1 to 903 code for a protein of 300 amino acids. The transcript has 2 exons.